UUCUCUUUUGUCCAAACAAUUGUAACAGUUGUUGGUAAUAAAUUCAAAUGUCCAUUACCAUUUGCGCAAUUUGUUGGUCACUGUGCCGGGUUGACAGCUCGUUGACAGGCUACCACCGUCUACAUGGAUCUGUUGUGUACGAGCGGAGCGAACAAGAACAACAAACUUACAGCUCCACCAUGAACCAAGCCGAACCAGCCGCGGUAUCGUCCGAAAACGAAAUGGAUGAAAAGUGUCGCCUGUGCUUAGAAUGUUGCAAUUCCACCAACGCGACACCUAUCACGGACGGCGAGUUUGGUACGAAGCUACAGAAGGUGUUCAAAUUCCCGAUACUGCCGGAAGAUACGCUACCGGAACGGGUGUGUCACGAGUGCGUUACGAUCGUGUCGGAUUUUCACACGUACAGCCAGCGGAUUCAGUCCAAUCAGGAGCAGCUGCAGACACAGCUGAAGGAGCAAAAGUUUCAACCCUUCGAGGUGGUUAAAAUUGAAACGCUAGAAGACGACGAUUUCUACGAUGCCGAGAUGGAGGAAGCGCGCGAACGGCUCGAGGAAGACGCAACGGAACAAACGGUACAUGUGAGCGCUACCCGCAAACCAGCCAAACGGGCCCCCAAACCCUCGGACACCGAAGCCGCCAACGUGAGUGACGCGUUGCGCGAGGAAGCGGAAGGGGAGGAGGAUGAGGAGAUCGAUGACGAUGAGGACGAUGAAGAUUUCGUGCCGAAGGUGGACCCCAAGGACGGUACGCUAAAAGUUCCCGUGCGGCGUCGCCGGCGGCUGGCGCAGGUAAAAGCGCCGCCGAAAAAGCGCACCACCCUGAAGACGGAAAAGCAGGUGGAAAAGCUCGAGCCGGAAGAGCUGGCGAAGCAGCACGAGGAGGACAGGCGGAUACAGGAGUUUUACAAGUUUGAGUGUGAGCAAUGCUCGCUGCCGAUGGACAGCUUCGCCGAUCUGCAGGUGCACUAUCGGCGAGAGCACAGCACCAAAGGGUACGUGCGCUGCUGCGAGAAGGUGUUCUAUCGGCGGUUCCAGCUGCUGGACCAUAUUGCAGCCCACCAGGGCACGAUCAAGUGUGAGGUGUGCCAGAAGAGCUACAAGAGCAGCCGCUAUCUGGCGCUGCACAUGAUGAAAAGCCACAGCCGCGAGGAGGACCGGCCGUUCAAGUGCGACAAGUGCCGGCAGUCGUUCCACAAGGAGCACCUGCUGAAAGCGCACCAGGCCAACCAUCUGUCGGAGAAGUGCCCGAUCUGCGAGAAGGUGGUGUCGUCCAAGUACGCGCUCAAGACGCACGUCGCGCACAUGCACGGUAGCGAUAGCAACCAGAUCUGCGACGUGUGCGGGAAGGAGUUCCGCACCAAGCAGGCGAUGGAGCGGCACAUCAACGAGCACAUGGGGGUGGACGUGGUGCAGAAGGUGCAGUGCAACGUGUGCCAGCGGUGGUUCCACGGGAAAUACAACCUGCGCAAGCACGUGCGUUUCAUGCAUCUGGAGGGCGGGCAGGUGUUUCGGUGCGACUUGUGCCCGCACGAAAGCCCCAACAGCCGUGCCCUGCUGGACCACAAGAAGCGGGUGCACGUGGUGGAGCGGUUCGCGUGCGAGCUGUGCGGCAAGCGAUUCAAGCGGAAGCUGUACCUGAAGGAACACAUCGCGUCGCACACCGGCCAGCCGCUGUACGAGUGCGGCAUUUGCGAUGCCAAGUUUAACUCGAACGCGAACUGCUACAACCACCGGAAGAGCAAACAUCCGGAGGAGUGGCAGGCGCGCCGGCAGGCCUUUUUCGAGGCCCAGCGUAAAGCGCCGGACAGUGAGCUGAAGAAGGAGGAAGUUGCUCGCAGCAUUGCGAAUAAAAUGAAUGAAAAGUGUCGCCUGUGUUUGGAGGAAGUGCAGUGUGCCAUCGCCGUCUCGAUAGUGGACGAGUCGUUUCAGCAAAAGCUUCGGAAUGUGUUUUUAUUCGAGAUCUCGACGGAAGAGCCCUUACCGGAACAGGUAUGCCAGCAGUGCCAAACGACAGUGGCCGAGUUUCACGUGUACAGCCAGCAGGUGGAGGCGAACCAGCGCCAGCUACGGUUAGAGCUGGCCACGGACACGGAUGUUGAGCCGGAACCGGUCAAGGUAGAGCCGGACCUUCAGAUUGAAAUCAUGCCAGCGGAAGGGCUGGAGGAGCUGCCGCCGGGUAUUGAGUGUGUGGAUGUGAAGGAAGAGUACGAUGGAAGCAUUACGGCCCAGUCGGAAUCGGACUUGGAUGCGAGCACGGACGAUGAGUACGUCGUGGCGACCCGGCGCAAGGUCCGUCGUAAAGCGCGCGAACGAAAGGAGCGAAAGGAGGAGAGCACGGAGCGAGGCAAAGACAAAUCGGAAGGGAAUGGGGCGGCUCGGCAGCAAGAGAAAGACGACCGGAUCAAGGAGUUCUACACCCUGGAGUGCGAAAUCUGCUCCAUCCUGUUGGAUGACUUUGUGCAGCUGCAGGAGCACUACCAGCUAGUGCACGACACCCGGGGCUAUAUACGGUGCUGCAACAAGCAGCUCUUCCAUCGCUACACGCUGCUCGACCAUAUCGCGGUGCAUCGGGGAACGAUCCGGUGCGAGGUGUGCGACAGAACGUACAAAACGAAGCGCUACCUGGCGCUGCACAUGGCCAAAAGCCACGGCACGGAGGAGGAGCGCCCGUUCAAGUGCGACCAGUGCGGGCUGGCCUAUCCGAAGCAGUAUCUGCUCCGGUCGCACCAGCUGAUGCACGUGCAGGCGGAGUGCCACGUCUGCAAGAAGGUGCUGUCGAGCAAUUACGCCCUCAAGGUGCACCUCACGCAGAUGCACAGCGACGAUGGUAACCAGAUCUGUGCGACGUGUGGCAAAAUUUUCCGCACCAAGGCGGCGAUGGAGCGGCACAUCAAGGAGCAUAUGGGGCUGGAGCCGAUCGAGCGGAUGCAGUGCGAGUACUGCCAGAAGUGGUUCAACGGGAAGUACAAUCUGAACAAGCACAUUCGCUUCCUACACAACGAGCGGGGGCAGGUGUUUCGGUGCGAUCUGUGUGCGCACGAGAGCCCGAACAGCCGGGCCCUGUCGUACCACAAGCAGCGGGUGCACGUGCAGGAAAAGCACGAGUGUGAGCUCUGCGGCAAGCGGUUCAAGCGGAAGCUGUAUCUGCGCGAGCACAUUGCGUCGCACACGAACGUGCCACUGUACACGUGCGAGUACUGCGGGAUGAAGUUUAACUCGCACGCGAACCAUUUUACGCAUCGGAAAAACAAGCACCCGGAGGAAUGGGAAGCGCACAAGCGGAUGCGGAUGCUGAAGAAGAUGAGCAAGCAUUGAGGGUGGUUCGCAGGGCAGCAGGAUCUUGAGUUUGAUUAUGCGUAUUUAGGUGUAGGAUAGGCGCUAUUAAUAGGUGAAUUAUUUUCCGCUCUUAGUUAGAAAAACGCUAGAGUGAUAGGCGAACGUUCCAAUUCGUUAUUCAAAGACAUUAGAAAUGCGUUCUUAUUUUUAGCACAUUGCCAAUUGGCAUUAAACGAUUGGUUCCCCAGUAGUUAUGCUAUUUUACUUGUCGACUUCAAGAAAAGUAUUAAUCGAAAAUAAAGCAGAGGUUUUUUUCCAAA
Messenger RNA from Anopheles coluzzii, 3595 nucleotides. Its product is annotated as zinc finger protein 236-like. The coding region runs from base 48 to 3314 and encodes 1088 amino acids. NCBI's taxonomy places the organism in Eukaryota, Metazoa, Arthropoda, Insecta, Diptera, Culicidae. The record is from RefSeq and is a predicted model, not a curated record. Gene Ontology annotation, molecular function: DNA-binding transcription factor activity; zinc ion binding. The transcript is spliced from 4 exons. Gene Ontology annotation, cellular component: nucleus.